AGCCCAAACACUCCUGUCCCUCCUCCUCCUAAACAUGACUACAUUUGAUCUGCUUGGGGACGCAGAUCCGCUUUCAAUCAUAACUCUGACCCCAUAAACCAGUCUGUGUAUUUAUUCCCCUCAGCGUGGGGCGUCCACUCCACUCCACGCCACUCCACCACCUAUACCGCUAAUCCCUGGAUCCUUUGAGUAGGACCGUGAUUUGUAGGGCGGUGUUGCCAGGGGAAAGGUGGUGGUGGCGGUGGCGGCGCUUGGAUCCUGUUGGAAAUGACAGCUGAGGAGGGUGGACUGGAGCUCGGGGACCAGAGAAGCAGCAGAGGCAGGAGAUAGCGAAGAAAGUGCAGCACUUCGCCGUUUUUAAAAGGGGUUGCAGAGAUGGAGUCGCUAAUGAACGCGGUGACGCCGCGCUCGCCGGCCCCCGUCAAGAAGCUGUCCGAGGUGGACUUCCGCUCAGGGGCCACCCUGGAGCAGCUGUCAGCGCAGGUGUCAGAGCUGGUGCUGCUGGAGCAGGGAGAGUUUGGAGACCAGACGGCCUUAGAGGUCCACACUGCCAAGGACUUUAUCUUCAACAUGCUCGAUGCAGCAGCAGUAGAAACAGGCUGAUGGAAGCAUCCAGAA
Cyprinodon tularosa is the source of this 618-nucleotide messenger RNA. Its product is annotated as protein MB21D2-like. The transcript is spliced from 3 exons. Bases 376 to 603 code for a protein of 75 amino acids. Lineage: Eukaryota; Metazoa; Chordata; Actinopteri; Cyprinodontiformes; Cyprinodontidae. The record is from RefSeq and is a predicted model, not a curated record.